Owenia fusiformis is the source of this 1444-nucleotide messenger RNA. The record is from the annotation of a GenBank genome assembly. NCBI's taxonomy places the organism in Eukaryota, Metazoa, Annelida, Polychaeta, Sabellida, Oweniidae.
AUUUCUGCAAGUGGACGCCAUUUUCUUCUGGCACAAGAGACAAUAGCAAAAAUUCCAAGAUGGAAGUGACGUCUAAGUUGAUUCCUCAGGUACCAAUACCAAAACGUUCCAGUGGUUUUUCGAUAGACAGUUUGAUCGGGCGUCCAGAGAAAUCAUCCACUCCUGAACAAAGAAGCCCUAGUCCGAGCAGAAGUCGCAGUCCCAGAUCCGAAUUGAGACCAGAGUCCCGCAAACAAUCGUUACCCGCACAUGCUUCUCACCUACAUGAUAAACAAUUACCGGGGUUGGAUGCCCUUGGCCAACAAGCCUUGUUGCAUUCAACUUUAAAUGCUUCGAGGGACAUCAUAGGACUUAACAGACUCAAAAACCUACAACUGUCCAUCGGUGAGAACUUUGCUGCAGAAUGGCACCGAUGGAGCCAUCUCGCCGUCCCAAACCCAGCGUUAAAUGGUAUGGGCGGACAUCCAGGUCCAGGUGGGCCCGUGCAUAUGCCUCACCAUGUCCCAGGACAUCCUGGUCUCUCUCUACCCCUAACUGGUCCUCACCCCCUGCACAAUCAAAUGCUAAUGGGACCCCAUUCCUCGCGAGAGAUGACCCUCUUCCCCUGGCUUAUGGGGAGACAAUUACUUCACCCAAGACUCGGUGGUCCCGAGGCUGGUUUAUUGCUGCAACCAUUCCGUAAACCAAAGAGGAUCAGGACAGCAUUUUCCCCGACGCAGCUGUUGCGUCUAGAACAUGCAUUCGAGAAAAACCAUUAUGUUGUUGGCCAAGAACGCAAAGAACUCGCAUCGAACCUGAGCCUCACAGAAACACAAGUGAAGGUUUGGUUUCAAAAUCGUCGCACUAAGCACAAAAGGCAGAAAUCUGAGGGUGGAGAUAGUGACAGUGAAAGUGACGAGGACAAUGAAGAGGGUCAGAAUUCCAAAACUGCACAUCAUAUUAGUAAAUGGCGUGCUGAAACCAACCAAUUGAACGUCUGUUGAGGCACGUUCAUUGAGGAUUUGACAAUGUCCCUCAUGAUGUAAAGGGUAAUAAGAUGUAUUGUUGGCUUUACAGUGUUGACGUAGACUGUCUCAGAUCUAUGUCAUUUACAAGUCAGAUGGCGGCACUGAGUAGCAAAAUCAAUGGUUACAGUGGAUGGGAUACGUAAAUGUUGGAGAACUGUCAUAUUGCCUAACAUUUCAAUGGUAUAACAUGUCACUACAGUGAGCAUUUCGAACAAAUAUGCCAAACAGUGUUUUAUGAAAAAAUGUCUCUAUAUGACUUAUGAUGAGAUUGUUCAAAUUGUUUACUUUAAUUAGCAAACAUGGUGUGGACUUCAAUUAAAUCAUUUGUAAUUUCAUUUAGCACCAGCAUCUAUUUAAAACAAGAAUGUAGAUUGUCAUUAUUGUUUUGGCAAUGUUUCAACUUGUCAAAUGACAAACUUAUCAAAACUCUAGUCAGU